GCCCUGUCACUGCUACCCAUUCCUACCUGCACCCUGCUUUUUCCUUCUUGUCACACCUGUGUUAUUUUCUCCCCCUCCCCAACUCCACCCCCUGUGCACAAUGCAUAAAGGAUGGAAAAAGUACUGCGGCCAGAAGUCUCUGAAUGAGGCAUCAAUGGAUGAACAUUUAGGCAGCUUAGGGCUGUUUCGAAAGCUGACUGCCAAGGAUGCCUCUUGCCUCUUUCGGGCUAUUUCGGAGCAGUUGUUUUGCAGCCAGGUCCAUCACUUGGAAAUCAGGAAGGCUUGUGUCUCAUAUAUGAGAGAAAAUCAACAAACUUUUGAGUCUUAUGUGGAGGGAUCUUUUGAGAAAUACCUGGAACGGUUGGGAGAUCCCAAGGAAAGUGCUGGCCAUCUGGAAAUAAGAGCUCUUUCUCUAAUUUAUAAUCGGGAUUUCAUUCUUUAUCGCUAUCCUGGCAGGCCUCCAACUCAUGUCACAGAUAAUGGCUAUGAAGACAAGAUUCUACUCUGCUGUUCAAGUAAUGGUCAUUAUGAUUCAGUGUACUCAAAACAAUUUCAGUCAAGUGCAGCUAUUUGUCAAGCUGUGUUGUAUGAAAUUCUCUAUAAAGAUGUGUUUGUUGUGGAUGAAGAAGAGUUGAAGACUGCAAUUGAAUUGUUUCGAAGUGGUUCCAAGAAGAACAGGAACAAUGCUGUGACUAGAAGUGGGAAUGUCCAUAUUGACUCCAAGAGUUCAACUCAGGAUAGGACUGAAGAGUUGGGUGCCUGCUGCAAUGUUGAAAAUAUACCAGCGGGGUACAAUCAAGGAACAGAAGAAGCAGAGUCUCCAAGAAAUCCAUCAAAGAUGCUCUUCCCUUAUAAGGUGCUCAAAGCCCUGGAUCCAGAAAUCUAUCGUAAUGUAGAAUUUGAUGUUUGGCUGGACAGCAGAAAAGAACUUCAAAAAUCUGAUUAUAUGGAGUAUGCUGGGAGACAGUACUAUUUGGGAGACAAAUGUCAGGUUCACUUGGAAUCAGGUGGAAGAUAUUAUAAUGCUCAUAUUCAGGAAGUUGGAAAUGAAAGCAAUUCUGUAACAGUCUUCGUUGAAGAAUUGGCAGAAAAGCAUGUUGUUCCACUGGCUAACUUAAAACCACUUACCCAAGUAACACCUGUUCCUACCUGGAAUGUUACACCCAGUAGGAAAGGAAGAGGUUACCAGAAAAUUUCCUGCGGCUGUGUCCCAGAAAUGGCUAUGUCAGAGAUGGACAUGAAGCAACGGAGGAAGAUGUUCAAGAAAAUUAGAGGGAAAGAGGUUUAUAUGACUAUGACUUACAGCAGGGGAGACCCCCUCCUCCCACCCACGCUUCAGCACAGUAUGCGUUAUGGGCAUGACUCUCCAAUGCACUGCUCACAGACAGCUGGCGGUGUUAUGUCUAAUGGACGUUUUCAUCCUCAACAUUUAUCUCAGGGACAAGGUCGGGGAUAUGGGACGCCCAGGGAUUCACCUCGCUUUAUAAACAGGCACAACAUGGCAGGCCCUAAAGUUGGUUUUUACCCUGGCUCGGGUAGAAGGUGCUGCCAGAGCUAUGAUAACUUCUCCUAUAGAUCUCGUUCCUUUAGACGUAGUCACCGCCAGAUGCAUUGUAUGAAUAAGGAGUGCCAGUUUAGCUUUGUUCCAGAGAAUGGACAGAUGCCCAGGGGCUUGGAAGAAACCAUUACUUUUUACGAAGUUGAAGAAGGGGAUGAGACGUCUUAUCCAGCUUUACCUAAUCCUGGAGGGCCCUCUACAAUGGUUCCUGCUACUUCGAGAUACCAUGUUGCAAGGCGAGGACAUAGCUCAGGCAAACAGACUCUGAGUUCAGAGGAAGGUGAUGGCCAGAGUGACAGUGGGGGAUAUCAUGAAGAAUAUAUUUAUCCUUCAGAACAAGCCUAUGAAACUUCAGGUGUUUACAGCACAACUGAAUCUACAGCAAACUUGUCUCUUCAGGAUAGAAGACCAUGUUCUAUGUCUCCUCAUGACACAGUUACCUCAUACAACUACCCCCAGAAGGUGGUGAUGGUAAAUUCUGCGGUAGUUGCAGCUUCCUGUGCGAAUAUUAUUCCAGCUCCAGUCUUGCCUAACUGUGCAGCAGCUAAUCAAGCUAGUGGUACCACUUCAGUGUCCUCACAGAAUGCUCUACAGCCUCUGUUUGUAUCUCCGCCUACACAAGGCAGGCCAGCACCCUAUCCAUACCUGGCUGCUCCUAUUCCCGCCGCUGCUGCCUUUCUACCACCUCCACCUGCUCCACCACCACCUCCUCCUCCUCCUCCUCCUCCUCCUCCUCCUCUUGAGGUGACAGACGCUUCAAACUUCCCACCACUCCCUCCCCCUUAUUCCUGUGAUCCACAUGGCAGUGAUCUGCCUCGAGAUGCAAACGUUUUGCAGUACUAUUUCAAUCUGGGAUUGCAGUGCUAUCACCACAGCUUGUGGCACUCCAUGGUCUGUGUGCCGCAGAUGCAGCAGCAGCUUCAUGUAGAGAAUUAUCCAGUCUAUACUGAGCCGCCACCUCUGGUGAAUCCCACCAUUCCUCAGUUAUACAGUGAGGUGGGGAGACAAGAUGGCACAGCGGCAGAUGUAUCAGCACAUGGAAACAAAGAGGGAGGAAAAAGUCUCUUGCCUCUUCGGCAAGUCCAGACUUUUCCCAGACUCCCUCCCGGCUAGCCGUGGUUGGUUCACGCGGACAACGCCAUUCCUCUCCCUGGGAUCCAACUGAAGCCCGAACUUCAGCUCCCAGCCCCGCCCGCCGCAUCAGCUCCGAAGCUCCCCUCCUCCGCCACCAGCAGUCUCCGCCCUCGAAGGGGCGUCUAGU
This is a messenger RNA of Mesoplodon densirostris (Blainville's beaked whale), 2819 nucleotides long. RefSeq names its product putative bifunctional UDP-N-acetylglucosamine transferase and deubiquitinase ALG13. The coding region runs from base 101 to 2671 and encodes 856 amino acids. Gene Ontology annotation, molecular function: cysteine-type deubiquitinase activity. Lineage: Eukaryota; Metazoa; Chordata; Mammalia; Artiodactyla; Ziphiidae. Gene Ontology annotation, biological process: protein deubiquitination. The record is from RefSeq and is a predicted model, not a curated record. The transcript has a single exon.